Molecule: messenger RNA, 1254 nt
Organism: Protopolystoma xenopodis
Lineage: Eukaryota; Metazoa; Platyhelminthes; Monogenea; Polystomatidea; Polystomatidae
Source: the annotation of a GenBank genome assembly
AUGAUCAGGUGCUUGCCUUGGAAAAUAUUGUGUAUUUUUCAUAAAUGGGACAACAAAAAAGCUUCCAUUGGAGUAUUUGUUCAAUGCAACGCGGAUAGCCAGUCACUUACGUGGACAUGUUCAGCCAAAGCGAAAAUCGUCCUUUGUGCUCAGCGUCUUGGAUGUGAAGACAAGGUGAUGAACAUACAUCAUAUGUUCACUCAUAAGGAAAAUGAUUGGGGUUACGUUAAUUUCAUAAAUUAUGAUGAAUUGUACAACCCUGAGCGCGGCUUUAUCUCCGAUGAUUGCACAGAGUCUAUAUUAAUCAAGGCAUACGUUAGAGCUGAGGCUCCUCAUGGGGCUGACUGGGAUUCAAGACAGCACACAGGAUUCGUUGGUCUAAAGAAUCAAGGGGCCACCUGUUACCUUAAUUCUUUGCUGCAGGCUCUUUAUUGCACUAACAAGUUGCGCAAAGCUGUAUUUCUUAUGCCCACUGAGAGUGACGACGAUCAAACAAGCGUACCUCUCGCUCUCCAACGGGUUUUUUAUGAACUUCAGUUUAACGAUAAGUGCGUCGGAACUAAGAAACUGACGAAAAGCUUUGGCUGGGAUACUUUCGAUUCCUUCAUGCAGCAUGAUGCGCAGGAGUUAUGUCGUGUCCUCUUGGAUAAUCUAGAAGAUAAGAUGAAAGGCACAACCGUGGAGGAUGUUAUACCCGGUCUUUUCUGUGGGAAGAUGCUUUCUUAUAUAAGAUGCACAAACGUGGAAUAUGAAUCCAAAAGAGAAGAAAAUUUUUAUGACAUUCAACUAAAAGUUAAAGGUAAUCAUUCAAUACAGGAUGCAUUUCACGAAUACAUUGAAGUCGAAACACUUGCCAAUGAAAAUAAAUAUGAUGCUGGUGCAUUUGGUCUACAAGAAGCAGCAAAGGGCGUUAUUUUCCUUCGAUUUCCGCCAGUUCUUUAUCUUCAGUUAAUGCGGUUUAUGUAUGAUUUCAAUGCUGACACUAAUGUAAAAAUAAAUGACCGCUUCGAAUUUCCAUAUUUGCUUAAUCUUGAUGCCUAUUUGCAUGAGAAAGAUAAACAGCCAGCUGACUAUUUCUUGCAUGCUGUUCUCGUUCAUUCUGGGGAUAACCAUGGGGGGCAUUAUGUUGCCUACAUUAACCCCAGGGGUGACAAUAUAUGGUAUCAAUUUGACGAUGAUGUUGUUUCUCGGUGUUCUCCACGCGAUGCCAUCGACAUGGUAAAUUUUUCUCAGUGUUAUACAAGCAUGUUUUGA